Molecule: messenger RNA, 2998 nt
Organism: Gekko japonicus
Lineage: Eukaryota; Metazoa; Chordata; Lepidosauria; Squamata; Gekkonidae
Gene: TOP1MT
Product: topoisomerase (DNA) I, mitochondrial
Exons: 14
Coding region: 161-2008 (615 amino acids)
Biological process (GO): DNA topological change; DNA replication
Cellular component (GO): chromosome; mitochondrial nucleoid
Molecular function (GO): DNA topoisomerase type I (single strand cut, ATP-independent) activity; DNA binding
Source: RefSeq, a predicted model, not a curated record
CUUUUUGUAAUGUUGAGCCAAGUGGUUUGUUGGGUGAGGUUUAAGCAUUUCCAGGCGGAAGGGCACCUGGCAUGUCCUGCCGCACACCUGUGGACGUGUGGCGGACUGCAGGAGAGUCCGUGCGCUCUUUGAUGCACAGCUGGAGCAGUGGCCGGUUGCCAUGUGGAGGAAGCCGGGGUGCCUGAGCUUGGCCUUGGGCCUGUGCUGGCUGAGCCGGCCGCCUGUCAGUUAUGAGCCCGGCGCGGCUUUCCUGUGCAGUUUCCUGACAGUCGCUCUCCGGCGGUUCUGCGCAGUGCCCCAAAGGGCGAAGAUUCCCAAGGCCAGGUGGGAAGAGGAGCAGCGGGAGGAUGGGGUCAAGUGGCAGCAGUUGGAGCACAACGGACCGUACUUUGCAGCACCUUACGAGCCCCUGCCAAAUCAUGUCCACUUCUGUUACAAUGGGAAGCCUAUGAAACUCAGUUUGGCCGCGGAGGAAAUAGCCACGUUCUAUGCCAAGAUGCUGGAUCACGACUACACAAGGAAGAGAAUCUUCCAGAACAACUUCUUCAGUGACUGGACCAAGGAGAUGACCCCGGAAGAGAGGAAGAAGAUCAAAGAGCUGGGGAAGUGCAAUUUUGAAGAGAUCCAUAAGCAUUUUGUGGAGAAGCAGGAGGCCCGGAAGACACUGUCCAAGGAGGAGAAACAGAAAUUGAAAGCGGAGGCCGAGAGAAUCCAGGAGAAAUAUGGCUACUGCAUAAUCGACGGGCACCGGGAGAAGAUUGGCAACUUCAAAACGGAACCUCCGGGUCUCUUCCGGGGUCGUGGGGACCACCCCAAAAUGGGGAUGCUCAAGAAAAGAAUAAUGCCCGAAGACAUCAUUAUCAACUGCAGCAAAGACUCCGCGGUCCCGCCUCCACCUCCAGGGCACAAGUGGAAGGAAGUCCGGUGUGACAACACCGUCACCUGGCUGGCGUCAUGGAGCGAGAACAUCCAGGGCUCCAUCAAAUACGUGAUGUUGAACCCCAGCUCCAAGUUGAAGGGGGAGAAGGACUGGCAGAAAUACGAGGUGGCUCGGCGGUUGAAGGGGGUGGUGAGCAAGAUCCGGUCUCAGUACCGCGACGACUGGAAGUCCAAAGAGAUGAAGAAACGGCAGCGGUCCGUGGCGCUUUACUUCAUUGAUAAGCUGGCCCUGAGAGCGGGGAACGAAAAGGAGGAGGGGGAGACGGCCGACACGGUGGGCUGCUGCUCCCUGCGCGUCGAGCACAUCACGCUGCACUCUCGGCUGGACGGGAAGCAGAACGUCGUGGAGUUUGACUUCCUGGGCAAGGACUGCAUCCGCUAUUAUAACAAGGUGCCCGUGGAGAAGCAGGUGUUCAAGAACUUGAAGUUAUUCAUGGAGAACAAAGAUCCUGGAGAAGAUCUGUUCGACCGGCUGUCUACAACAACGCUGAAUAAGCAUCUCCAGGACCUGAUGGACGGCUUGACGGCAAAGGUCUUCAGAACGUACAACGCGUCCAUCACGCUGCAAGAACAGCUGGAGGCGCUAACCAAUGAGGAUGAUAACGUGGCUGCAAAGCUCCUCUCCUACAACCGAGCCAACCGUGCCGUCGCCAUCUUGUGCAACCAUCAGCGGGCCACGCCGAAGACCUUUGAGAAGUCUAUGCAGAACCUCCAGGCCAAGAUCGAUGCCAAAAAGGAUCAGCUGGCCGAUGCCAAAGCGGAGCUGAAGAGGGCGAAGGCCGACCACAAAGCCAAAAAGGAUGUGAAAUCUAAAGCCACCGUGGAAAAAAAGAGGAAACUGGUGGAGAAGACGGAGGAGCAGCUGUGCAAGCUGAACAUGCAGGCCACCGACAAGGAGGAGAACAAGCAGAUCGCCCUGGGCACCUCCAAGCUGAAUUACCUGGAUCCUCGCAUCAGUGUGGCCUGGUGUAAAAAAUUUUGCGUGCCCAUUGAGAAGAUUUAUAACAAGACCCAGCGGGAGAAGUUUGCUUGGGCCAUAGCGAUGGCGGACGAAGAUUUUGAAUUCUAAGGCGCAGCCCCUGGGUUGGCGACGACAACGCUACCUCCUGCCUGCUUGGGUAGCGAGUCUGCAUUUUUAUGCCCCUUUGGGAGCAAAAUACAUCUCUAAUGGAAGCACCUGUAGCUUCUAUCCUGUUUUGUGUACCUGAGAAGAAAUGCCCUUUGAGGCAUACUGGGUACCAGAAUGCAGGUGCGGCCUUCCCUCAGUUUAUUAUUUCAGGGAAUUUAAGUGACUGUACCCUACACUGGUUUAGCUAUCAUGGCGUUUACAUUUCAGAAUCUUGGGAAAUAUCUGUAUUGGGGACCAGGUGCCAGAGAACUACAAAUCCCAGGAUUCCAUAGGUGAAGGCCAUGACAGUUACAAAAACCAAUUCUGGUUUGUCCUGUAGAUGUAGUUGUUUACGUUCCUCACGCCUGUUCUGGUCUCUUGUCUUUAAGCCUCCAUUUCUGAGACAGUAGGCGCUGUAUGUGAACCCGUCAUUCUGCCGUUUUGUUGACUAUUUCCCCCAAAUUGUGGCGUUCAGAAGUACUUCACUGAGGGUGGGACGAGGCCAAACUGGAUUUGUGGCCUUCGUCAACCCCUUAAAGAAUGCGCACCUCCCCCCAUUCAUUUAUUUCUGUAAACUGAGGAAAGCUAGUGUUGACCAGAAGAAGUUCAGUAGCUUUCUCUCUGGGAGAUGGCUGUUCUGAGGGUACGGUAUGGUUCCGACCAAUAAUAAGAUUAGGUUUUCCUGAUCCGGUCCCUGUUCUCUGCAUCAGAGGUCGCGUUUUACCUUAGCCCUCACUUCACAGUCUGCACAAACUAGAAAUGUGGUGCAGAGACAGAGAGUUCUUGGGUGUAAUCAAACCAGAUCAGCCUGUCAGGGUACACAUUGGAACAAACACUUGGAGGACUGAGACUUUUACUGGGGAUUGCACAGAAAAAGGAUCCUUCUGCUCUUUGUUACUUCUCAUCUUUUGGGGAAGGAAGUCUGACCUGCCUCUCCCGGCAACAAAUAGG